GCUCCGGGCGGCCGGAAGUGGCGGCUCGGCUGCUCCGGGCCCUUCACGUGGGGCAGCGGCGGCUCCGUCAUGGCGGCGCCCGAGCUGGAGCCGCUCCUGGCCGAGCUGCUGGAGCCCGACAGCGGCCGCGUGCGGCGGGCCACUGCCCGCCUCCGCGAGGCCUUCGCCGACCCCCAGACCCCCGCCCGCCUCAGCCUCCUGCUCACCGCCUCCCCCCGGCCCCAGGUGCGGCAAAUGGCGGCGGUGCUGCUGCGGCGGCGGCUCCUGGGACGUUGGAGCCGCCUGGACCCCGCCCUGCGCCAGAGGCUCCCGGCGCUGCUGGCCGAGGCCCUGGAGCGGGAGACGGAGCACCCGGUGACGGUGGCCCUGGCCCAACUGGCCGCCCUGGUGCUGCGCCGGGGGGGUCUCGGCGCCUGGGGGCCCCUGGGCACCUGGCUCCAAGCGGGGGCCCGGGACCCCCGGCCCCCCCGGCAAGAGGCAGCGCUGCUGGUGCUGAGCGCGGCGGUGGAAGCGGCCCCCGAGGCCCUGGCGCCCCACGGCCCCCCCCUCGCCGCCCUCUGCCGGGGCCUCCUGGGCCCCACGGCGGCCCCCGGCCCCACGGCCUACAGCCUGCGGGCCCUGGGGGGGCUGGCGGCCAUGUUGGGCGACGGCCACACGGAGCUGCUCCGCUCGCUGCUGCCCGACGUCCUGGGGGGGGUCGAGAAGCUCCUCGACGCCGACGAGGCGCUGGCGACCGAAGCCCUGGAGGUGCUGGACGAGUUCCUGGAGGCCGAUCCGGCCGCCGUCACCCCCCACCUGCGGCCCCUGCUCGACCUCUGCCUCCAGGUGGGGGGGGCGGCGACGCGGGGUGACGCCGUUCGCGCCCGGGCUUUGGCCACCGUCGCCUUCGUGGCCCAGCGGUGCCCCAAGGCGCUGCUGCGGGGGGGGCUGCUGCCCCCGCUGCUGCGGGGACUCCUGGGCCCCCUGUGCGCCGCCCCCCCCCCCGGGCGCCCCGACCCCGAGGACGAGGAGGACGAGGAGGAGGAGGAGGAGGAAGGCGGCGAGGCCGAAGGCUCCGGCGGCCCCAGCCCCCGGCACGCCGCCGCCCAGGCCCUCGACGCCCUGGCCCAGGCGCUGCCCCCCGAGAAGCUGCUGCGGCCCCUGCUGCCGCUGUUGGAGCCGCUUUUGGGGAGCCCCCGGCCCCCCGCCCGCAAGGGGGGGCUCCUGGCCCUGGGGGCCCUGGCCGAGGGUUGCGGCGAACACCUGCGCCGGCGGUACCUGGGACCAGCGCUGCGGGUGUUGCGGGGGGGCCUGGGCGACCCCGAGGCCUCGGUGCGGGGGGCGGCCGCCUGUGCCCUGCGCCGCCUCGCCGACUGUCUCCAGCCCGAGGUGGCGACGCUGGCGGGGGAGAUGCUGCCGACGGCGCUGGCGGCCCUGGAGGGCCCAGGCGUCCGGGAGGCCCCGGCCAAGGCCUGGUACAUCCUGGAGAGCCUCCUCGAGUGCCUCGGUAGGGGCCCAGGCGUCCGGGAGAGGGGCCCAGGCGUCCGGGAGGGGCCCAGGCAUCCAGGAAAGGGCCCAGGCGUCCGGGAAAGGGGCCCAGGCGUCCGGGAAGGGGGCCCAGGCGUCCGGGAAAGGGCCCAGGCAUCCGGGAAAAGGGCCCAGGAGUCCGGGAAAGGGGCCCAGGUGUCCGGGAAAGGGGCCCAGGCAUCUCGGAGAGGGGCCCAGGCGUCCGGGGAGGGGCCCAGGUGUCCGGGAAAGGGGCCCAGGUGUCCGGGAGGGGCCCAGGCGUCCGGGAAAGGGCCCAGGCGUCCGGGAAAAGGGCCCAGGAGUCCGGGGAGGGGCCCAGGCGUCCGGGAAAGGGGCCCAGGCGUCUGGGAAAGGGCCCAGGUGUCCGGGACGAGGGGCCCAGGGGUCCAGGGAAGGGGCCCAGGUGUCCGGGGAGGGGCCCAGGCGUCCGGGGAGGGGCCCAGGCAUCCGGGGAAGGGCCCAGGUGUCCGGGGAGGGGCCCAGGCGUCCGGGUGAA
Messenger RNA from Dromaius novaehollandiae (emu), 2002 nucleotides. Its product is annotated as importin-4-like. Gene Ontology annotation, biological process: protein import into nucleus. The transcript is spliced from 14 exons. The record is from RefSeq and is a predicted model, not a curated record. Gene Ontology annotation, molecular function: nuclear import signal receptor activity; small GTPase binding. Bases 70 to 2001 code for a protein of 643 amino acids. Gene Ontology annotation, cellular component: cytoplasm; nucleus. NCBI's taxonomy places the organism in Eukaryota, Metazoa, Chordata, Aves, Casuariiformes, Dromaiidae.